Molecule: messenger RNA, 8714 nt
Organism: Onychostoma macrolepis
Lineage: Eukaryota; Metazoa; Chordata; Actinopteri; Cypriniformes; Cyprinidae
Gene: satb2
Product: SATB homeobox 2
Exons: 13
Coding region: 372-2966 (864 amino acids)
Biological process (GO): regulation of transcription by RNA polymerase II; chromatin remodeling
Molecular function (GO): DNA-binding transcription factor activity, RNA polymerase II-specific; RNA polymerase II cis-regulatory region sequence-specific DNA binding
Source: RefSeq, a predicted model, not a curated record
AGAUCGCCGUCGGUCGCUUCUCGGAACUUCUCGGAUCUCUGUGCUGUGUUCAGUCUCGUGCACUGUCCUCUCUCUCUUUCUCUCUCGCGCGCUCUCUCUCUCUUCAUGCUGUCUAUCUCCUGCUACCUGUACCCCUCAGCUCGGAGUCUCUCAGUUCCAGUGGCGCAGUCACAGCGCACAGUGCACGGAGCCCAAGUGUCCAACACCGAAUCCGACCGUAUUCAGUCCUCCGCGAGGCAGCGAGAAGCCCAGCCCUGGAUUCAAUACUUUUAAUCAAUGGACAGAGCCCUCUCAACGGCCAACCGAGGUACCGACACGCCAUAAGCAGUCCUUAUCCUCUGGCUGGUAUUCCCCCUGUAGUGUGGAGGGGGAUGGAGCGUGGCGGAGGAGAGAGCCCUCGUUUACGGGAGAGCCCUGAGCGACGUGGGAGCAGCAGUCCUGAUAUCGGCGGCCCCCCACCAAAGAUGGGCCGUCUGGAGCUCAACGGCAGUCCCACAGGUCACCGCAGUCGCCACAAUGGGGCCCCACAGAGACCUCUCAGCGGUCUGAUGAUUCCAGUCUUCUGCGUGGUGGAGCAAGUGGAUGGAGGGAUGAUAUCAGAUGGAGAGAGCCGGGAGGAACAUGCCGAGUUCGUGCUGGUCAGGAAAGACAUCCUCUUCACUCAGCUGGUUGAGACUGCACUUCUCGCCCUUGGAUACUCCCACAGUUCUGCAGCCCAGGCACAUGGCAUCAUUAAGGUGGGCCGCUGGAACCCCCUGCCGAUCCAUUACCUGACAGAUGCUCCAGAGGCAACGGUUGCUGAUAUGUUGCUGGACGUUUACCACAUGGUCACGUUACGCAUCCAGCUACAGAGCUUUGCUAAACUGGAGGACCUUCCAUCAGAGCAGUGGAAUCACGCUACAGUACGCAACGCCCUCAAAGAACUGCUCAAAGAGAUGAACCAGAGCACACUGGCCAAAGAAUGUCCACUCUCCCAGAGUAUGAUCUCCUCAAUAGUUAAUAGCUCCUACUAUGCUAACGUCUCAACUGCCAAGUGCCAAGAGUUUGGUCGUUGGUACAAGAAGUACAAAAAAAUUAAAGGGGAUUAUUUGUGGCAAGGGCGGGAGAGCUCGGAAAUCAAGGUUGAAAGGGACAGUCUCACUGACUUCUGUGUAUUAGCCCAGCGUCCGCCCCCUCACCUCAGUCUGGCGCAGCUCGGUCCAUUGAACAGUGGUGGCUCUCUGGUGAAAGGCGGCUCUGGAGAACCUCAGAAUUCAGCCCAGUCUCAGACUCCAUCUCAAGGGCAGCCGCAAGCUCCAUCAUCUCACGGACAGCUCCAUCACAGUCCUCCACUACGGGCUCAGGUGCCUCCUCCACCUCCGCCAGCCGCCCUGCAACCUCUUUUGGCACCCGGAGGACUCCUCUCACCACAGCUCAGUCCACAGCUGGUGAGGCAGCAGUUAGCCAUGGCUCAUCUUAUCAACCAGCAGCUGGCCGUCAGCCGCCUCCUGCAUCAGCACCCGCAGGCUCUUAACCAGCAGUUUCUCAAUCACCCACCCAUUCCACGGCCUAGCAAGUCCGGUGGUCCUGGAGAGCCCGGGUCCAACCCCUCGGCUGCAGAAGUCUCCUCUGAUAUCUACCAGCUGGUGCGAGAUGAGCUAAAAAGAGCCAGUGUCUCACAGGCAGUGUUCGCUCGAGUUGCCUUCAACCGUACACAGGGCCUGUUAUCGGAGAUCUUGCGAAAAGAGGAGGACCCACGCUCAGCCUCUCAGUCCCUGCUAGUGAACCUCAAAGCAAUGCAGAACUUCCUGAACUUACCUGAGAGUGAGAGGGACCGAAUUUACCAGGAAGAGCGAGAGCGCAGCAUGAACCCCCCUGUGAGUCUGCCCCCGAGCACAAACUCCAGCCCUGGUGGCGUCCGCCUUUCUCAGAAAGUGUGGGAGCGCAGCAUCGAUGAACAGUUAACCCCUGACGCGUGGGCAUCUAUUUGGAAGAAUAAGACCAAAAUCACAAACUCGUCCAAAACUUCUGGUCCUAACCCUGAUCUUCCUCUGAAACUGGAGCCGCUGGUUAACAUCACCUCAGCCAUUUAUGACGAAAUCCAGCAGGAGAUGAAACGGGCAAAAGUUUCUCAGGCACUUUUCGCCAAGGUGGCAGCCAACAAGAGCCAAGGAUGGCUGUGUGAGCUGCUUCGCUGGAAAGAGAGUCCCAGCCCGGAGAACAGGACUCUCUGGGAGAACCUGUGUACUAUCCGGAGGUUUCUGAGUCUUCCGCAGGCGGACAGGGAUCUGGUGUAUGAGGAAGAGUCCCGCCAUCACCACAGUGAACGGCUGCACACUGUACUUCACUUGCCCACUGACCCUCAGGCACUUCACAGACAGCCCAUGCAGCCACUGAAGGACCACUCUCCCAUCCGAGAAGAACCUGUUCCCAGUUCUGGAGCUGAAGAGAACCACCAGGCUAACGCAGGUUCAGGCAACAGCGGAGGGGUUAGCAAUGUCACAAAAAAACCUCGCUCCCGCACCAAGAUCUCUCUGGAGGCUCUAGGUAUCUUACAGAGCUUCAUCCAAGAUGUGGGCCUUUACCCUGACCAGGAAGCAAUCCACACCCUUUCAGCCCAAUUAGAUCUGCCCAAACACACCAUUGUCAAGUUCUUCCAGAACCAACGUUAUCACGUGAAGCAUCAUGGUCGACUGAAAGAGCUCGGAUCUGAGGGCGGCGGGGUAGACGUAUCCGAAUAUCGCGAUGAGGAGCUGCUGUCCAGUUCGGAGGAUGCAGAAUCCAGUGAAGAUGGCCACGAGGAGAUCUACAGUGGGCAUGAAAGCACACCAGCUGGAGCAGCCAACUCAGUCUCAACUCCAGCUGUUUCUUCAGGCCUGGAUGAGAAUAAAGACAAAGGCCUGCCUCUGGGAUCAGCCAGACCCAGCUCCCUGCCCCCAUGUGGUUCAUCCCCAAGUCCCCGAGAUCAAGCAGAAUAUCAGAGAUAAAACAGUCUCAACAAAGACUAUACUGUAGGUGGGGAAAGGCAAGGAGUGAGCACUUACAACUAUUCUGUAGUGGAGGAGAGACAGCUUAGAAACUUACUGACAAAGACACAGUGUCCUCUGAGGACCUGUAAAAGGCAAACCAAACCAGACAAGAUCUGCAUUUUGAUUAAGGUGAAAUGUAAAGUUCUGGUGUAGAAAGAUGAGUUGUGAUCUACUCCUGGCCUCAUACCUCACAAGUUACUUACAGGGAUGGCAUGGUACAGAAGCAAUCCCUAUGGUGUGCUACAAGGAAAGAAUUUGGUUGGCUGGGAAGUAUUCGUUUUCUAGAUGUAAAUCAUCAAUUAAGGCAAGAUAGCUGCCUCAACCCCAACAUGUCACAAGCAUUCAAACUUGCAUGCUAAGAAUGUCAAGAAGGCCAGUCUUUCACCGAGUGUUUCAUUUCUAAUCUGAGAGCAGGGGGUCUCUUGCAAAAUACCACUAUCCAUGCCCCCUCUUUAUCUCUACAGGGUUAAAAUGGCAGGGACAGUGCUUUAGAUGAGCCAAUGAUCUCCUAUAGGACACCAACAACUUCACUCCUGUCCGAUCAGGGAGCCUAGUGGGCGGCUGUGGCUGUCCUCAUCUUCCCCUCCAUGAUGGGGCAUUCUGGCGGUCGCCAACUGAGGGCCGUGCUUGACUGCUAAAGCGGUCGGUUGGGUUGGAGGUACAGAUGAGAUCUUGGGUGUACACAUCAGCCCAGCCCAGGAACCCUACUAUAAACACAUGUGGUGUGCUGAAAGGUCCACAGUUAGCCCAGUGGCGCUUUUGAAGACCACGCCAUCCUUCCCACAACCAGCCACAAGCGUCAUUCCAAGCAGUCCCACACGGUUCAAGAAAUCACUCCUUUACCCCCACCACCCAUGCACACCCAAUACAGACUGUGCACAAAAUCCCAAUCCGUCGCUCCUGUCCAGUGGUUGAAGGUUUGCUUUAUACAGAUAUGUUUAGACCGUAGGUUUCAUUCCAGUUUUGCUCUCUCUACACUUAAAAGACAGUGAGAAUAAAACAUAAUUGGCGGGAGGACUGACUGCUAUGGACAGAAGGACACUGGUGAGGGUGCAGUCUAACUGCAUCUGCCUCUGGCCUAGUGGAGAAAAGCGAAGCAUUUCCAGCAGCUGCGCUUGCGUGGAAGUGCGGUAGUUCUUCUCUCUUCUGUCACCUCCCACAGCUUUCUCUUUUACUGACUGAUGCCCACAAUGUCCUGAUUUGACCACACUUACCCACACCCUACUCCACAGCACUAUUUAUUGCUAUCUUCACCCUCAAUUAUUAUUGUUGUUAUUGUUAUUAUUGUUAUUAUGGUUGUUCUUGCUGUUAUUUUUAGUUCUAUUUCAUGGUCUAAUAUCAGCUUUUGGCUUGCAGCAGAUGUUUUGGUAAUGAGAGACGUUGUGAAAGAAAAAAACACUGCCAAAACAGAGAGGAACGAAUUGGAAGCAGUUACUGAAGUUAUUGAGUGAAUCAUGUGAUAUGUACUGCCAGUUCUAUCAGCAUUAUGUACUUUUCCAAAGAGAACAGCACUUGGCAGAUGAGGUGUUGAAUAUUAAAACAAUAGAAAUAAGAGGAAUCAUUGGAAUUUAUAUGAUCUUUUUGUGCAUACGAUGACAAUCCUUCUUUUGAGCCAAUCAGAACUCAGCAAGCAUGAACUCUGCAUUCUGAUUGAAACUUUGAUCAGCGUAACUUGAGGCAACAUGGCCACCUGUUGCAAAUCAUCCAUGACACCGUGGCAACACUUGGAUCCAGGGUUCUGAUUUGUUUUUGAGAAUCAGCUGCUACUUGCUCUUUCACAGAUAAUAGACAAAAUAUUGUUGUUAACCUUAUGCUAACCCUUAAACUAUUUUUGUUUCAAACGAGUGAUAAUUGUGGUCUAUGUCCAUGUUUUGUCCACUACAAAUGGAAAUGUUUUAUUUAGAAUCUUUAAUGUGCAAAAUGCUGAUGUGGUUUUUGCAAUUCCUUUUAGCAUCCUGACUCUUUCACAUUGGCACAGUGUCCACACCUGCACAUGCCUAUGACUAAUGCAUUCCAGCAGAACAGUAGUUAAAAAUGGGGAUACACAUAUUUUUCUCAGAAGGUAUAGAAGAUGGCAUUCCAAUCACAAGGUAUACAACCUUGAGAAGUUGUUCUCUAGUACAUUGAUCAUUUGUACCUGGUUAUGAUUUCACUGUGGCCAUGCUGCAUUUCUCACAAAUAUUCAAAUUAAGACCAGACUCUGGCUCUCUAAUAAGAUGUGCAGGUGGCAAAAGAGCCUGGUGUGCUUCAUACGUAGUAACUGUUUACACUUAGACAGCCUUAGACUAUGAUGUGCUUCUCUGCCGUUCGCCUCUCUAGAGAGAUUGAAUUCUUCUAACCAUUUUCUGUCCAAUUCACCCAUCUGCAUCAUUGCCUCAUUUCAAUUUCACUCUUGCUGUUUGCUUGAUUGCUCCCUGGUCUGCAUUUACCCAAAUCUGAACUUUAUGAUCAAUCAUAGGCGAUUUGAUGACUUGAUGUAUCUCCCUGUCUUUCAUCGUUGCUCCCCUAAAAAUCUUAAAUUACUGUAAACAACCUAAAAAUCUGUGAUUUAUGUGAUUUUUCUUCAUGAUCACUGAGAACAAUCUACAGUCUUUUAGGUUAUUUCACCCUCUUACUACUCAUUUAAAACCUUUAAGGUUAGUUACAUUUACGUAUCAUCUUUAAAUGUUAGAAGUUGCUUAACAUAUGUUGCAUUUGAUAAUGGAAAGAGCUACUGAAUGAUAAGAUUCGCCAUCUCCACUAUGAAUUCUUGAAUACCUGCAGGUUUUGCAAAAUGUCUUUAAUAACAUGGUAGUGAUUGCCUGCUUGAUCUACACCUUACUUAAGCCUGUCAAUCAUCUGCCACUUUUGGAGGCCUGCACCGCCCCUUUCGUUACACUCUGAGCAUCCCCUCCAAAUCUCGCCACCCCGCAGAGUCUAGAUCAGCUGGAGACAAGCACUUCUGAUGAGUCCAUCCCUAUACACCUCCCAAAUUACCCUCAUAAAUGAUGAAAGCAUGUGCACGCAUGUGUCUGUGUGUCCUAGACUGGUGUUUAAGCUACCAUGGGGGUGGCUUACUACUCAGUGGGAGCGAACAACCACGCACUUCUUCUCCUCCAUCACCUCCUCCUCUCCGUCUUUGUCAGAGUUAGUGGCGAGUGACGCUGAGGAGAAACAAAGAAGAUUCCAAGAGUCCCUGAUGAGCACUAGGUCAAGGUCACUGCCCAAUUACCCAUGUCUUUCAUUUUCAUUCUGUCUUUUCAGUUCUCUCUACCAUCCUCUCUGUUCCCUCAUUUUCUCGUUCACCAGGCAGGAAAGUAAUCGUUGUCUCCCAUGCUGUGGUGUCGAGGUUAAGUGGAGGUGAUCAUGUCUCCUUGUGGAGAGGCUAGUUCCUUGAGAGGCAGCAGACUCCUGGAGAGGCAUGUCUGAGAAGUGUUGCGGUUAAGACAAAGGCUUGGUUUGACUCAUUUGUUUGGUAUCUGGUCGUCUACAAAGCCACUAUCACAUUAGGCUGAUUUCAGAGAUUUGAAUGGAAAAACUGAAGGCCUCCAAGGCCACUUUCUUGUAUUUACACACACUGUUUAGACAAUUCGAUUGGGACGAUCUGAACUUUGACUCGUCAAGUGUUUAUAAUUUAUCGCUUUGAUAUGAAAUUUUCAGGUACACAAGAAUGUCCCAAACGAAACAAAAAAAGGAUCAUAAUCAUUUUCAAUAGCCCAUAAAUUUCUGAGGAAAGAUGUUCUUGCUCGUCUUGCUGAUGCUUUUGUUUUUCAUACAGUGCCUCUGAACUAAGCACAAUGCUCCAGUUCUUUGCUUUGGAGAUGACAAAAUUAGACGAUCUCAUAAUUUUCAUCAGUUUUCAUCGUUUUUGUACUCAUAAACGCCUACAAUGUGAAUCAGGAUUGCCACUCCUGAAUUGGUACUUUCCUUGUCAAUCGAAUGCAUUGUCAUUAUCACUAAGUGAUAAUUAACUUAUGUGCAUCAUUUGGCUUCUUUGUUUGUAUGACAAUGUUUUGUUUUUUUGAUUUUGUUUUUCAAAUGCUGUUGUUUAAAUAAAGUGCAUUCAAGGAAAUGGAACUAUUGCGUGUGGGUUUGUUCUACCUGCAGACUGUUGACUAAACUGGGUGGUCCGCAAGUCAAAUCGCUUUAUCCUUAGUCCACAUUACGGUCACAGAAGUUAAAAGAAAGUGGUGACUAAUGCACAAUGCUAUGUUGUAUUGAGCAGAGGGAUUAGAAGUGGAGACAAAUGAGUGGAAAGAAACAAAAUACAGUUUCACUUGUACAUUAAAGUAAUCAAACAAACCAUAAUAGGAAAAAAUGUUACUGGAAAUGACAAUGUAGCAUUUCGUGCUUAUCCAUUUAGGAGAAUUUGAAUAAAUAAAUCACUUGAUACUGCAAUCUGGUGAGUAAUGAAAAAUAUUCGAGCAUAUUGCUUCAAUGUCUAUCUGAAGUGUCUCUAUAAAUCAGACUUGCAUAAGUAAAUUCCUUAGAAUCGGACAUUAUUCAAAAUAUCCAUUUUGUCCCAACUGAAAACAGACCUGACUUUCAUUUCAACACAAUAAACAAGAACUACACUGAGGAAAAGUUUCCUGCAUCAAUAAUUCCACGCCUUAUUGCAUUUUACAACCUGAUUGCUGCAGGCUUCUUUGCAUUCAUUCCAUUGUGUGCUCUCUUGGGCUUAUUGUGGGUUAUGAAAUGCACAUUUGCAUACAAGUGAUAAACUUCCACUGGCGUUAACUCUGCUGAAUUGCCUCAGCAUAUAUGACAAUUUUUGUUAUCAUUUAUUAUUCUGUGCAAAGAUAAGAAUUGCUUUAAUUAUGUGAAACCCCAUCAGUCCCUUGACCACACGUAGCCCUCAGUACUAAAGCCACCGCCGAACUCAGAGUCCUCUCUCUGGCCACCUGCCAGGCUUCCCUCCUUUCCAUGGUUCCCCUUCUCUCUAGAACAGCUUGCAGUGGUGUCCUCUGGUUUUCAUUCCACACCAGCCCUCCAAUCUCCUAAAUUGAACUUAUUAUUCGCUCAAUUGGCUUGCUUUAACCCUUUCUCCCCCUCCAGGUCCGGGCCUGUAUGUCAUUAGCCAGAGGAUUUUUCGGUCGCAGCGAGAGCGUCAGGAGCUGGAGGGGUGUAGCUAUAAACCCGUGGUCCCUGGCAGGAUUUGCAGUUGCAUCCGCUGGAAGAGAGUCAGCGCUCAUUCUAUGAGUGCAGUGGAGCCAGACCACCCAGAGAGGGAUGUGUGGCCCAGUUUGUUUUCUGGCUGAUGAGUUUAAGUCCCAGCUGAUAGCUUUGACGACCUGGAUCUCUCUCUCUCUCUUUCUCUGCUCAUUCAUUCUCUGUAUCUUCCUCUCUGACGUCAACUAAAAUCUGUACGAAACAUUUUAAUGGCUGUCUGUGUUCGCUCUUUAUCACAUAUCAAUAGGACAGGGUUCUAUAACUGUGUGGAUAUCAUCCAAUGCCAAAUGAUAAGAAUGUAAAGUGCAGCUUUGGAGGUGUCAGAUAAGUCAUAUAAGAAAAUGUGCAAAAAUGAACCCAAGCACCUGCUCUUUGAGAAUGUUUGCUUGAACAUUGGAGUCCUCAAAUACCACAUCCCUCAGUCAAAAGAAUGCUACACAUAUUAGAGACUUGGGGGGGGGGCAUUAUGGGAAUCAAGCCCUAAAUAUAUCACAUCAUGUGCAUCCUCACAUUUACAGACUCUCUUAACAAUUUAAUAAAUUUAUUAUUAUUAUUAUU